CGACCAGAACCCCAUCCCAUCCCCCAUCGAUACCAGGCGCGCCAAUAUCGCAGCCAUGGACACUCAUCUGCUACUGCGACAACUCCUCCGCGCACCCUCCACCUACCGCACAAUCCUCACGCCCACCAUGGCGCGCCCUCAAACCCGGACGUUCGCGCUCCUCUCCCCCCAGCUCUCGCUCGCGCAUCCGCGUCACCUUUCCUUGCCCCGGAUAAUCCAGCCCAGUUUCUGGACCUCCAUGAUCCCGCGCCCCCUCAAAGAGCGGCCCUCGAAACCGAAGAAAACGCGCGAAAUAAACCCUGCGACGCCGUACAUCGUCCUAGGCCUGCUCGUCGGCAGCCAAGCGAUCCAGAUACUGUGGCUAAAGCAGGAAAGAGGGCGGGAGAUGAGACGAGCGGAGGCGAAGAUAGGCGUGUUGAGGGAGGUGGUGGAGAGGGUGCAGAGGGGCGAGGAUGUGGAUGUUGAGAGGGUGCUGAGAACUGGGGAUCAGGAGGGGGAGGGGGAGUGGGCGGAUGUGCUUAAGGAGAUUGAGGAGGAGGAAUUGCUGUUUCAGGGUAAGAAAGUUAGAAAGGCGUUGAAGCAGCAGGCUGCUGCUGCUGCUGCUGCGAAGGAGGAAGGGAAGAUGCAGAAGGAGCCAGAGAAUGAAGUGGAGAGUAAGGAGGUGCAGGAGGGUAAGGUAAAGGUUGAGACUGUUAAUGGGGCGAGGUUUUAUUGAAGUGGGAGACAAUACAUUUUCGGAGCGGCUGUACUAUAUACCAACAUACCCAUCGAAAGCAUCAUACGCAACUUCCCGAAUAUUCCGCCUUCGAAAGCUUUCCGCACACCGUCUGCGACCCCCUCUGAAUGUUUUCCGAUCCUCGCAGCGAUCCAAGCUUCGAAGCGCUACGAUUCGCAUGAUCUGACCACCUAGACUAGACGGGGUUCACGAGACAGACGAGCGGCGGUCACGAUUGAGAAGUGGGUUGGAAACCCCAAGCAAGGUCGGUAUUUAGAAGGUCCUGCUGUCUUGGACGUUUACAAAGUGGUCAUUUGGAUAUCAGACAAAA
Molecule: messenger RNA, 1046 nt
Organism: Trematosphaeria pertusa
Lineage: Eukaryota; Fungi; Ascomycota; Dothideomycetes; Pleosporales; Trematosphaeriaceae
Exons: 2
Coding region: 56-715 (219 amino acids)
Source: RefSeq, a predicted model, not a curated record